Messenger RNA from Scomber japonicus (chub mackerel), 3828 nucleotides. It is a transcript of the gene mapk8ip2, whose product is annotated as mitogen-activated protein kinase 8 interacting protein 2. The transcript has 14 exons. Bases 1 to 3828 code for a protein of 1275 amino acids. The record is from RefSeq and is a predicted model, not a curated record. Gene Ontology annotation, cellular component: cytoplasm. Gene Ontology annotation, molecular function: protein binding. NCBI's taxonomy places the organism in Eukaryota, Metazoa, Chordata, Actinopteri, Scombriformes, Scombridae. Gene Ontology annotation, biological process: regulation of JNK cascade.
AUGGCGGACAGGGCUGAGAUGUUUUCCCUAUCCACUUUCCAUUCCCUCUCUCCUCCUGGCUGCAGGCCAGCCCAUGACAUCAGUCUGGAGGAGUUUGAUGAUGAAGAUCUCUCUGAAAUCACAGAUGACUGUGGGAUUGGACUCAACUAUGACUCUGAUCCUUAUGAGAAGGACUCCCUUAUUCUGGAGAAGAAUGACAUGCACCACCCAGUCUGCUCCUUCCAGGAUGACUUUCAGGAGUUUGAGAUGAUUGAUGAUGAAGAUGAGGACGAUGAGGAGGAAGAGGAAGAAGAUGAAGAGCUUGACCCUGAUGCUCCACCGUCCCCCUCUGUCUCCCCUCCUCUCUCUCCUACUCUUGGCACUCUAAAGAGCAGACCCACCACACUAAACCUCACCACUGCUGUAUCACAGGAUUCACUAAACAACAACAGCAGUCUGUCCCCAAAGAAAGGAAGCUGGCAGGACUCUCUACGCAACCCUGCCUCACAGGGCCGUCUGACUCCAACCCAUUCAUGUCUGGAUGAUGGUAGCCAUGUCACAGGCCAGUGCCCGGCCUCUCCAGUUUCCCAGGCACCAGGGUCUCAGAGCAAAGGUACUCCACCAAAACAGACAGGGGAGGGCGGGAAUCCCCAGUCCCCUCACAGGCCCCUCCUCUGCGACAUGGAGGGCAACAGGCGGGAGAGGCUCGAAUACGGCUCAUUUGGUCAACAUAAGUCCCACCCAAACUCUGGUGGUGUCACUGAACAGAAGGCUGACCCUACAAUCCAGACAACCAGAGUACCUUCUGUAGACGAGCAUUCCCAGUGUUCGGACACAGAAGUGGACCAUGACCUCAACAGCGACCACAACCACAAACACUCAAACUGGCGUGCCACUGACACCUACACAAUCACCAGUGAGUCAGGUAUGGAGCCAGAGAAUGAUCUGGACCCAGAUGGAACCAGUCGCUGCUUGUCAUCCACUGCGCCCAUGGGAGGCAACGAUGGUGCUGACACACCCUUGUCUGAUGAGGAACUGGAGAAGGACUUUGAAGUGGAGUUCAUGUGUAAGGAGACCUAUGAUAUGGUGUGUAAAGAAAAUCAGUCAUCAUACGUGGAAUUUCCCUCCAUCGAACCCUCUGAGCUUGCUUCCUUCUCCAGCUACAUGUCCUCUAGUCGCUCAGAUGCUCUGGACCAGUCCAACAGUUCUGAUGCUCCAGUAGUGUCUGCAAUGGAGGCAGCUGCUAAUGACUCCACCUCUCCUUCUUCAGACCCAGGGAUAGCAGAUAUGAACCAGCAAGGUUACAUGACUUCAGACCAGGACAAGGACCUCAGCUCACCAGGUUCUGAAUCUGACAUUGAAGGGGAACUGGAGGCAGCAUUUGCCUGUGGAGGUACCGUGGUCUCCAACAUGAUUUCCUCUAUUUCAGAGACAGAGCUAGACCUGACCAGUGAUGACAGUAGCAGCGGACGCUCAUCUCACCUCACUAACUCCAUUGAGGAGGCCAGCUCACCUACAUCAGAUCAGGAACUGGACCCAGAUACAGAGUUAGAGCAGGACAGUGGUAUUGUAGGAUUGAAAGCAUCCCUUUUCCUGGGCCAGCCUGACCCAAUCAAAGAAGGUUCUCCUCUGUCCUCACCAUCCCCUCUACCCUCACCCACUAUUGCCACUCCUUCCCCUGUUGACUCACCUAUCUUGCCCCCUGAGUCAUAUGAUGAUGGGCAAGCUCUGAUGGGGCUACAGAAUGUGGAUGAUGAUCUGUCCUGUGAGCACCAGGCUGACCCAGAUGAGACUCUGCCUCCAGCCCAGCGCUGUGAGGACAGUCUGUCCAGACAGAUGGUGCUGCAGAUAGAACCAGACCACAGCCUAGAGAGCUUCAAACGCUCCUUCUACCUGCCAGUGGGACCCAGGCUAAUGCCUAGUGCUGAUGAAUAUGAUGGAACCAGCGAAGGAGACUCAGAAUCAGAAAGUGAAGAUGACCUGAGUGAAAACUCAGACUCACCCUGGCUGCUUAGCAACCUGGUCAACAGGAUGAUCUCAGAGGGCUCGUACCCAAUCAGCUGUCCCGAGGACUGCUUCAAGAGGAAAGCAUCUGUGUCAGAUACCAUCUCGCCAUCCUCAGACAUUGGAGAUGGAGAUGGUUUCAGUGAUGAUUACCAAGGGAAGAAAUUGGGUGGAUCAGAGGGAGAAGAGAGGGAUGGUGAAGUGGAAAGAACGGAGCCAGGAGACAGGAGGAAGAGUGCAGAGUCUUCAAGUGGGGGAGCAUCAAAAAGUCCCUCUCACUAUAUGAGUAACCCUACGGGUGACACCAUAACCCCAAUGGCUUUGGAGCACUGUGUAAACGGGAGGGGGACCACAGACUCAGAGAAGAACUUCUCAGAUAAACCAUCCAAGAAUGCCAGGAAACAGGAAGAAGACGAAGAGCCAAACAAUGACUUAAUGAUGGGUAGAAAGGAUCUGGACUCACCAAGCCUUACCGAGAGUGUGGUUAGCGACAAGGAUGAAGGACGAGAGACAGAACCCAGGCCAACAAGCCGCUCCAUGGCCUCUCUUGAGCGCAUCACUGAGGUCAAACACAGCCUGACAUUAGAUAUACCCACAACUCAGACUAACCGCUGCUUCAGCCUCACCUACUCCACAGACAAUGAUGAGGAGGAGGAAGACAGGGACUCUUAUCCAUUCAUGGGUGGCUUGAGGAGAGAGUCCUACAGGGGUAGUGACUUAGAGCUUGACAGUUCACCACCCAUUGAUUCCAGUGUGCAAGACCAUCCCUUGUCUGACCACGACCUCCCACUGUGUGAGAAAGAUCUGGCGCUGAGGCAGCCGAAUGAAGAUGAUGGACUGGCCUAUGACUCCAUGAAGUACACAUUAGUGGUUGAUGAGAAUACUACACUUGAACUAGUCAGUCUCAGAAGGUGCACCUCCGUUCUGAGCGAUGACAGUGAGCUCUCAACGCUAUGUGAUGAGGAGCCUUUGGGAACAGGAAAGGUGGACUAUGGUUGCGAUGAAGAGGAGGUGAGGCCAGAACUCCUCAGUUCUUCUGAGGACUCAUCCCCUGAGGCCGACCUCCCAUUUUCAAAGAAGUUCCUAAAUGUGUUUGUCAACAGCACAUCCCGCUCCUCCAGCACAGAAUCCUUUGGACUUUUCUCCUGCACCAUUAAUGGAGAGGAGAGGGACCAGACACACAGGGCAGUAUACAGGUUUAUUCCCAGACAUGCAGAUGAGCUGGAGCUGGAUGUGGAUGAUCCUCUAUAUGUGGAGGAGGAAGAGGAUGACUACUGGUACAGAGGCUAUAAUAUGCGAACAGGGGAAAGGGGAAUCUUCCCUGCUUUCUAUGCCCAAGAGGUCAUAGGCCAGUCCAAGGAGUCGUUGGGAAUGAAAAGAAAUCCAGCAUGGAUUGAGACUUUCAGCGUUCAGUUCUUGGGUUCUGUUGAGGUACCUUAUCACCAAGGCAAUGGCAUUUUGUGCGCCGCCAUGCAGAAGAUUGCGAUAUCGAGGAAACGGACAGUGCACGUGCGACCUCCUUCCCUGUGUGAGUUGGAGAUUAGCUUGCAAGGAGUGAAACUGAUCAUGAGUCUGGAGGAUGAAUAUGACUCCCUCGAUGAGUUUGACAGAUGUAGUCACUUCUUCCAGAUGAAGAACAUCUCAUUCUGCGGAUGCCAUCCAAGGAACAAUUGCUACUUUGGCUUCAUCACUAAACACCCAAUGCUGAACAGAUUUGCUUGCCAUGUGUUUGUAUCCCAGGAGUCAAUGCGACCUGUAGCAGAGUGUGUUGGACGAGCCUUCCAGGAGUACUACCAGGAACAUUUGGAGUAUGCCUGCCCCACUGAGGACAUCUACCUAGAGUAA